Acanthamoeba castellanii str. Neff is the source of this 2127-nucleotide messenger RNA. RefSeq names its product HEAT repeat domain containing protein. The record is from RefSeq and is a predicted model, not a curated record. NCBI's taxonomy places the organism in Eukaryota, Discosea, Longamoebia, Acanthamoebidae. Bases 1 to 2127 code for a protein of 708 amino acids. The transcript is spliced from 14 exons.
AUGAUCGAGAGGGUCGUAGGCGAGCUGAUGGAUGUGCACCCCGACCUGCGCGUCAAAGAAGCAGCACUGCGCUGGCUGCGUCAUGGCAGUGUGCCAGAUUCCGACCUCUUCCGCAUGGUAACUCCUACUGGACUCCCCCACCUCCUGGCUAUGGCCUGCAGCACUUACACCAACUACCGACCACAGCGCGUUCUCGAAUUGGCGGCCGACUCUCCCACCCGAAUCCGAGUCCUGCCAUGGAUUGUGGGGCCUGAGUUGGCGCUAGAGGUCGUCAUCGAAACUGCCUUUGCUGCCGUUAUGGAUAAUGACAUCAUGGUCGCCACUGAGGGAUGCAAGGUGCUUGGUCACUACAGUGUCCUCAACGACGAGCCUGCUUCGCGUGAGAUUGAUGCCUACGCUCACAGGGCGGACUUGCUGGUCAAGACUACUGUGCGAAGGCGGCCUCCGGUGGCCAGUCUCCUGGCGCUUGCCGCCAAGGUGCCCUACCCGCUGAACUGCACGCGCUCGUGCAAGACACAUCGUCAGCGGCCCAAGCCCAAGGUGCCUCCUUGUGUUCACUUAGGGCUAGACGAACUGCAAAAGGCGGCGAAGGCCACCCUCCUGCGCCUGGGUGGAGUCAUACCUGCGUUGUACGACCACGUGGUCCCGUAUGUCGUGUCGAUGCUGUGCCCGGACCAUCAGUGGCAGUUGCGGGAAGGCGGAUUGCUGGUCUUGGGAUGCAUGAUGCGAAAGUGGACUGAGCUGCAUAGUGGAUAUGCAGACCUGCACCUGUCAGUCAUCUCCUCGCUCACCGAUCCGGAGGCGCGAAUACGGAGGAGGGCUGCAUGGGUGGCAGACGCCAGCCUGCGCUGGCUCGACGAGGCCACGCAAAAAGAGGCCAUUUCGCUCUUGGUGCCUCUGCUGCACGACCCGGACCAUAAGGUUCAAGGUGCAGCGUACAAGGCCCUCCGAAGGCCUGUGGUCAAGACGAUUAUCGAGGGCUGCCUCAACCACCUGCAACACAGCGCCCUCCCGUGGGGCUGCCAGGAUGAGCUGACGCUGCUCACCUUGGCCCAUUGGAUUCCUGACUUUGUGCGAGGAGACGACGAUGUGCACGACACAGAUGUGGUCGCGGGGUGCGUUGUAGACGGGGAGCAGCUGAUCAUUGCCUGCGAAAGGCAUUUCGAAGCGACGUCAGCCGUGUUCCUGGCUGGCCUUGGUGCCCUAUGUAGCUUGCUGGAGCAUGGCCUCGUCAGUCUCGAGCCUGACAGAGCGACCAAGUGGAUCCUAUUCGCUGUGGACACGCUCCAGUUAAACAGUCUGCCCGGCCUCAGUGCGCUCUACUGCUUCAUCAAGAGGUAUCCCGAGUGUGUCACUGCGCAACUCUCCCUCGUCGUUCCCGCGCUCAUGACGAGGCCACUGGCGUACAACUUGCAAGAGUCCAUGUACGGCUUCUGCAUGUGCAUCGAUGCGCUGACCACGCACUGCACAGAGGGCGUGCGCGCGUGGGUCACAAGCCUCUCUUCGUUUCUCGUUCGCCACAACUACAGCAUGCCCCAGCAUAUGGCGCUGCGUUGCUGCGUGCAGUUGGCCCAGUGUGGCGCGGCCGACCUCGACCCGGGAGUCUUCGCCCUGCUGACCGAACUCAACGGGGGCACGCUCCACGCCAUCACCGCCUCGGUCUCGGGCAUCGAGCACACGUUUCGGCCCACCACGGAGGGCCUCGCCAACCUGCUGCUCGAGUCUCUGGCCGCACGCAAAGCUCAUUUGGCAGCACCUGCGUUCGACCUGUGCGCACGCGAAAUUCCCUCACCACAGGCCGCGCUCGGCCUGUUCAUGCUCUUCGCCGACCACCUGCAGCGCCGCACGAGAGCCUACCAGCGCCUGCAGACCAGCAUCAGCCAACAGCAGCACACAGGCGCGGAUGCACGAGGGCUGCCGCAGGUGGAAGAGAACAGAUGCUGUCCCUACGGCCAGGACGACAGCAAGGAGCUGCGAGACAAGGUGCAGCGGGUGCUGCAUGAGCUCGCGGCUCGCAUCGGCGAGAGGCUGCUCCGGGAGCAGAAGCGAAGGCUGCAGCGCCAUGCUGGUGGCCUCCGCCGCUAUCUGCACGCCGAAAGCCCGCUCCUCGCCCUCCUCGAGGCCUGA